UGUGAUGUUUGUGCUUUUCUCAUGUUGAGGGCUAAAAGUGGCUGGUGUUAUUUUAUUGAAUCUAGUUAUUUAUUUUGGUCAGCAAGUUCAAUUGUCGCUUGAUAUAAAGGACAGCAGCCGUGUCACCCUUCCACUGCGCGCGACUGCGAGGGCUGGACAGUGUCUUACAGAGGUCUUUGGGCUCUUAUAUACGAGAGGUUGGGCUCCAUAUAGGUCGGGCUUUGCAUAUGCGUAAUCAAACCAAUGAGAAUGCCCUGCGCGUCUGGCACAAGGCUGAGCAACAAACUCUGGGAAGAAGAGAAGCGUAAUUUAGGGGGUGUAUCCCUUGUUUAAGACCCUGUUAUGGCAAAGCCAAUCGCCAGAUGUUUGUGCUCCUCACUCAGAUUUUGAGACUAAGCAGAACGCCGGGUUACUACGCGCAGGCUGAUUCGCGUAUCCAAGCCACUUUUAGCCAAAGUCUAGCUACACGCGAUCUCUCUUCCACUUUACGCACAGGAUUACGCCCGUUUGCUCGUCUAUUUCGCGGAGCUGCAACAUCUUUUCUGUCAUUCUUUAACAGGCUGAAGGAAAUGGCAAAGGAGAGAGGAGCGCGGCUGGGAGAGCGCGGAGGAAACCAGAGCUGAAUGGCAGGAUGCAAGCGACCUGAAGACGCACAAAACCCCGCAUUUCUACAGCGCUCAGGCCCUUUUACGCGUUCUUUUGGUCUGCUUCCUUCCAAACGAGAGGAAUUACCCCUGUACAACCAUUUAAGGAUUUUCUUUUUUCCCUAAUUUUUCAGAUUUUGAUUAUUUUCACACGCAGAACUCAAGGAAUCGAGGAUGCAUUGUGGAUUAGUGUUGAUCCUCUUUACGGGAAUCUUUCUCAUCGUCAGCGCUUUCAAAAAUGACAAAUGUGGGGACAAUAUCAGAAUCAGUAGCGCAAAUUACCUGACUUCACCCGGUUACCCGGUGUCUUACUACCCGUCUCAGAAAUGCAUCUGGGUGAUUACAGCUCCAGGACCGAACCAGAGGAUUUUGAUCAACUUCAACCCACACUUUGACCUGGAAGACAGAGAGUGCAAAUAUGACUAUGUGGAGGUGAGAGAUGGAGUGGAUGAGAGCGGCCAGCUGGUCGGGAAGUAUUGUGGGAAGAUCGCUCCCUCUCCUGUGGUCUCCUCUGGGAACCAGCUCUUCAUCAAGUUUGUGUCUGACUAUGAGACUCAUGGUGCUGGCUUCUCCAUCCGCUAUGAGAUCUUCAAAACGGGUCCAGAAUGUUCCAGGAACUUCACCUCCAGCAGUGGAGUCAUCAAGUCGCCGGGUUUUCCAGAGAAGUACCCCAACAACCUGGAUUGCACGUUCAUGAUCUUUGCUCCUAAGAUGUCGGAGAUCGUUCUGGAGUUCGAGAGCUUUGAGCUGGAGCCAGACACGCAGCCACCCACUGGAGUGUUCUGCCGCUACGACCGCCUAGAGAUUUGGGACGGCUUCCCUGGAGUUGGUCCGUACAUUGGCAGAUACUGUGGACAAAAUACUCCAGGACGGAUCAUAUCCUACACUGGAAUCUUGGCUUUGACAAUCAACACAGAUAGUGCUAUUGCAAAAGAGGGGUUCUCGGCUAAUUUCACUGUGCUGGAAAGGACAGUCCCUGAUGACUUUGACUGCACCGAGCCUUUGGGUAUGGAAACUGGGGAAAUCCAUUCAGACCAAAUCAUGGCCUCAUCCCAGUACAACCCCAGCUGGUCUCCGGACCGAUCUAGACUCAACAACCCUGAGAACGGUUGGACCCCUGCGGAGGACUCAAACAAAGAAUGGAUUCAGGUUGAUCUUGGAUUCCUGCGCUUUGUCUCGGCGAUCGGCACACAGGGAGCCAUCUCUCAAGAGACCAACAAAAGAUACUAUGUGAAGUCCUACAAGGUGGAUGUAAGCUCAAAUGGAGAAGACUGGAUAACUAUUAAGGAAGGCCCAAAACAGAAGAUUUUCCAAGGGAACACCAACCCCACUGAUGUAGCGAAAGCCAUGUUUCCCAAGCCCACACUGACGCGAUACCUACGGAUCCGACCCUACAACUGGGAAACUGGUAUCGCCCUGCGCUUCGAGGUGUAUGGAUGUAAAAUCUCAGAGUAUCCAUGUUCUGGAAUGUUGGGAAUGGUCUCAGGCCUUAUCGCAGACUCUCAGAUCACAGUUUCAUCCCACACCGAGCGUACCUGGGUGUCAGAGAAUGCCCGUCUGCUGACCAGCCGUUCUGGAUGGACCUUGUUGCCACAGUCCCAGCCAUAUGUGGAUGAGUGGCUGCAGAUAGAUCUGGGUGAGGAGAAAUUGGUCCGAGGUUUGAUCAUCCAGGGAGGUAAACACCGUGAUAACAAGGUAUUCAUGAAGAAGUUUCGGCUGGGCUACAGCAACAAUGGAUCUGACUGGAAAAUGGUGAUGGAUGCUACCGGCAGCAAGCCCAAGAUAUUUGAGGGAAAUUUGAACUAUGACACACCAGCAUUGAGGACAGUGGAGCCUAUAUUGACACGCUUUGUUAGGGUGUACCCAGACAGAGCCACUCCUGCUGGGAUGGGGCUUAGAUUGGAACUCCUGGGCUGUGAAAUGGAAGUGCCCACAGUGCCCCCUACUAUACCCGCUUCCUCCACCGCGCCAUCAGACGAGUGUGAUGAUGACCAGGCCAACUGCCAUAGUGGAACAGGUGAUGACUACGACCAGACAGGUGGAACCGCUGCGCCAGAGAUGACCACAGAGACGAGCACCGUUCCAGGUAAGAAAGCGUUCCUGUGGUUUGCCUGUGACUUUGGCUGGGCCAGUGAUCCUUCAUUCUGUGGCUGGAUGUCAGAGGACAGCGGUUUCAGGUGGCAGAUCCAGUCCAGCGGCACCCCGACUCUAAACACCGGCCCAAACAUGGACCACACUGGCGGAUCAGGGAACUUCAUCUACACACUGGCCACAGGUGCUCAGGAGACAGAAGUGGCUCGGUUAGUGAGUCCAUCCGUGUCGGGCCAGGACUCGGACCUGUGCUUGUCCUUCUGGUAUCACAUGUUUGGCUCUCACAUCGGCACGCUACACAUCAAACAGCGCAGAGAGAGCAGCCAGGGCUCAGCUGAUGUCCUGCUCUGGACGGUCAGCGGUCAUCAAGGCAACCGCUGGAGGGAGGGCCGCGUGCUCAUACCCCACUCCAAUAAACCCUACCAGGUGGUAAUUGAAAGCGUAGUGGAGAGGAAGAGUUGGGGAGACAUUGCUGUGGAUGACAUCAAAAUCUUAGACAAUCUGAACAUGGCCGACUGUAAGGACCCAGAUGUCCCAGCAGAGCCGAUUCUACCUGAGGACAACUUCAAUGAAAUCAUCGUGGACAUCACAGACUUCCCUGAGAUUGUGGAGAACCGUGAUAUCAGCGGCGCCGGAAACAUGCUGAAGACGCUGGACCCCAUCCUCAUCACCAUCAUCGCCAUGAGCGCGCUGGGGGUCUUCCUCGGCGCCAUCUGCGGCGUGGUCCUCUACUGCGCCUGCUCACACAGCGGCAUGUCCGACAGGAACUUAUCCGCCCUGGAGAACUAUAACUUUGAGCUGGUGGACGGCGUCAAGUUAAAGAAGGACAAGCUCAACUCACAGAACACGUACACAGAAGCGUGAGCCGCCGACCAAUGAGAGGAGACCUCUCCUCAGGGAGGGCGGGGCUAAAACGGACUGCCGAUGCCUUCCGGUUGGAGGAGGACAAGGCUCUGUGGUUCAGCGAACCAAUGGGAGGUCUGGGACUGAGCCAUGCUUUUCUCAGGAGCUGCAGUGAACGGAACCUACCAGUAGGGGACACUGUGUACAAACGUUGAAUACAAGGAUUUAAAAGAACAAAAAACAAAAUGAAAAAUAAGAAUAUGUACAGAUGAUUGAAAUUGUUAUUUUAAUUUUUUAUUUUAUCGUUUUGUAUUAUUUUUGGUUGAUCGUUUUUACAAUCGGAUGCUGGUGUUGAGACCAAUAUAUAAUAAUGUUAUAAAGUAUUUAUCUUUUUUUUUUUUCUAGGAGGAAAAAAAAAUCAUUUAUUUUUUAUUUUAAAAGAUUGUUUUGCGCUUUAAGGAGAUGUGUAUAAAAAAAACAAAAAAACAAAUGAACCAUAUAUGGCCAAGGGAAGGUGGAGGGGCAAAGAUCAAAGGGGGUGGGAAAUCAUCCAGCCCUGUUGCAUUCUGGGUAUGGUUCAGUCAGUGCCUUUGGUACAUCUUUUUUGGCCUCCUCUGUUGUUUUUGUGGUGUUUUCAACCCUUUAGUUCUCAAAAAAGCUGUCAGUCGAAUCUGCAAAACAAAUCCCGGUAAAUUCAUAGCGCUUUAACGUGGAAAUCAUGCAUAUUGUACAUAAGUUUUAAUAUAUUUUAAUGCCCUUUUCAAAGAAACGAGUAAAAGGACAAAAAAGAAAGCUGCAGUAUCCCUCUUUUCUUGGGUUGUAUGUUGUAAAUACAAUCGUCCGACUGUUUGUGAAAGUGAAACGUGUGCUUUUUCCGUCCUGUUUGGUUAUUUUGCUAUGCUCCCAAAAAAUGCAGCCCUUGCUCAAAACAGAUGUUAACACAAAUCCAGCGCACAUUUCAUCAUGAGAACAGCAUUCGCACAUACAGUAAAUGCAUUUCAUAGACGUCCGCGGUGGCUGGAUUACAGAUUCAUAAUCAUCAUAUCCUCAAUAAUCAUAAUUCAGAAUGUCUGUUUAUCCAGCAUACCAAAAAAAAAGAAAAAAUCGAUGAUCAUCAUUGCCUUGAUUGCUUUGAUUUGAGGUUUCAUCAAAGCGCUUCUUUCACCAUCCGUCGAGCUUGAAUGCAUGUGCUCUCGAGUAAAACUCUCAUUUUAAGAGUGGUGCUAUUAAACGUUCUCACGCAUCGCUUCGCAAGCGUUCUGUCAUUGGCCUUGUGUCUGUACCAAAGGACUGUUGCCUCAAACUGCAGGGUCCAAUCACAACAGCCCAUUCUCUUCUGAAUCUGGAGACCAUCUCAUCUCAUUGUCAUUGUGUCGACGGUUUGGAUUCUGGACCGCUGGGUGGAUCUGACUUUAGCAACGGCGUACACAUGUACUUUAACCAAUAACAGGGCUUCACUGCUGACAAUACUAAUGUUUUCUACAGGUUUCUCGGUAUGUUCAUGUACUGUGCUGUAUACUGUGGCCAACACUUCUGUUUUCCCGUUUCUUUCCGGUAGUUUCCGAGGACAUGAAUCCUCGUGUCGAUGCUACAUGUGUGUCAGCUGAAGCUGUAUAAAGGCGACUGGCUUCAGUCGGGAUUCUGUGAGAAAGCAUACUGUAGCAUUAACGAAAAAGAAACAAUGUUGCACUGAUCGAUAUAUUUGAUGAAGUUUAUGUGUUUAUAGCAUUCAUUUGUAAAAAAGACAACUGAAAUAAAAAAGACAGUGUUCAUUUUUUUAAUAUAGUUUCAGAAUAUGUAAUACGAUUCUGAAAUGGUCAAUUAUCGAGAUGUUUUCAUUAUUGAAAAAGCUAUACAGAUUUCCUAUAGUAAAGCUCCCAUUCUCUUUUGGUUUUUGUACUGUCGUUGAAACUUUGUGCUGAUUUGUUUUGGUUUUGUUUGUUUUUUUUUACAAGAAGAUGCGGAAGCAAAGAAAACUUUUAUUUUCAAUACUGCCUCUGUAAGUUGCUGUUGUAGGAAGGGUAAAAAAUGAAUAAAAACAGCAAGGCCUUAAAAUGGAUAUCAAUGUUUUAUAUCUGCAUCACAGAAGAAAAACUCUGUCUCUGAUCAAAUCAGAUCGACUGACAUAUUCCAAAGAUUCAGCUCCAAUAAAUGUGUUCUGAAACUGUU
This is a messenger RNA of Cyprinus carpio (common carp), 5747 nucleotides long. RefSeq names its product neuropilin 1a (gene nrp1a). Gene Ontology annotation, biological process: axon guidance; vascular endothelial growth factor signaling pathway; angiogenesis. The record is from RefSeq and is a predicted model, not a curated record. NCBI's taxonomy places the organism in Eukaryota, Metazoa, Chordata, Actinopteri, Cypriniformes, Cyprinidae. Gene Ontology annotation, cellular component: membrane. Gene Ontology annotation, molecular function: vascular endothelial growth factor receptor activity; semaphorin receptor activity.